Oreochromis aureus is the source of this 3860-nucleotide messenger RNA. It is a transcript of the gene muc5e, whose product is annotated as mucin 5e. The record is from RefSeq and is a predicted model, not a curated record. The transcript has 31 exons. Gene Ontology annotation, cellular component: extracellular matrix. NCBI's taxonomy places the organism in Eukaryota, Metazoa, Chordata, Actinopteri, Cichliformes, Cichlidae. Gene Ontology annotation, molecular function: protein binding.
AUGACACGUGCCAAACAAGGGAUCCUGUCUCUGUCCCUAAUCCAUUAUGCAGUAUGUGAGCAAUUCUUCUCCUACACUUUGGGCUGUCUGCAAUCUAGUUGGUUUCAUUACUUCCACCUGUGUCACAAGAACAUUUACGGAUAUGAAAACAGCAAACACAUCGGCUGUGCUUUCUUUAAAGAGAUUGCUCUGCACUGUGGAAAAAGCAGUAAUGUGUGGGAAAAAUGGAGAUCUGUGACCCAGUGUGCUCAACCAACUUGUCCAGGAGCUCUGCUUUAUGAAGAAGAGGGUGCUGCAUUUGUUCCUACCUGCUCCAACCCAAACCCCCAUUUUUCCAGCCAGGAUAUCACCAGUUCCUGCGUCUGCCCAGAGGGCAAAGUGCUUAAUGAUCACUUGGAUGGCUUCCACUGUGUGAAUGUGUCGAACUGCACCUGUGUGUUCGCUGGCAGGACCUAUUUACCUGGACAGAAACGUAGCACCAAGUGUCAGUCAUGUUUGUGUGAAGGUGGGAAGUGGCGUUGCUCUGAAAACUGCCCAAUUAAAUGUCAGAUUGAAGAAAUAUUUGCUGAUGAAAAGUGCUCUGUGCUGGUCAGCUUGACUGCCAUAUUUGCUAAGUGCCAUGGCCAUUUGCCACCGGAUCAACACUACACAGCCUGUAUUCAAAGAACCUGUAAUUGUGGCAGCAAUGUGCAGAGGUGCUUGUGCAUUGCAUUAGCCAGCUACGCCAAAGCUUGUGCAAGUCUCGGGAUUUUAAUCGGUGACUGGAGGAAAGCUGCCAACUGCACUCCGACAUGUCCAAAGAACCAAGAGUUCUUCUACAACAUCCGAGCUUGUAACACUACAUGCCGCUCCAUUACUGAGUCUGACCCUCGAUGUGGAGUGGAUGAUGCUUCUGUGGAGGGCUGUAGCUGCCCAGAAGGAACAUACCUGAACCAAGGAAACACCUGCACUCCAAAGGCAGACUGUGAAUGCCACCAUCUUGGUGGUGUAAGUCCACCAGGGCCGGUUGUUAUCGAUGGACAUCAUUGCCUGUGUGAAAAUGGAGAACUGACAUGUUCCACGGAUUGUGGAUGCAGGAAUGGGAAGGUUUGCGUGCACUGCUCAGAGCACCUGAUUCAGACAGCUCAGAAAACAUGUGCGAGUCUCAGCAAACCACUGUUUGCCAUCAUGACUUGUGAGAGUGGCUGUUAUUGCCCACAUGAUCAAUAUGAAGAUCACCAUGGAAACUGUGUAUCAAGGGACAACUGAACCUGUGUGUACAGUGGCAAAGUCUUCAGGGCAGGAGAGACUGUUAAAACCAACUGUAAAAACUGUGUCUGUGGUCAGGGUCAGUGGGACUGCACAGAUGAACCGUGUCCUGGGACAUGUCAAGUCUAUGGAAAUGGACAUUAUCAGACCUUUGACUCUAAAUGGUAUCGAUUUAGUGGACACUGCCAGUAUACACUUGUAGAGGAUUACUGUGGAAAUACAAAGGGCACAUUUUCUGUCAGAGUGGAGAGCGUACCCUGCUGUGAAAAGGUGCUCCCCUGCUCUCGCUCCAUUGUCCUGGUGCUGCAGGGCAAGGUCACCGUGACUCUGAGUGACAUGAAGGUGACCAAAAACCUACAACAAGACUCUACAAUUGCGGAAAACUCACUUUAUAGUAUCGACACUGUGGGACUCUAUAUCAUAGUGUCAGUGCCGAGCAGCGGGAUCACUCUCAUCUGGGACAAACACACACGGCUCACCAUAAAGCUGCAUGAAAACUGGAGGAGCAAAGUUUGCGGCCUGUGUGGGAAUUUUGACUCCAAUGAGAUGAACGACCUGCAGAUAAGUGGCUCAGCAGUGGCGUCCAGUCCGAUGGCCUUUGGCAACAGCUGGAAGGCAACCACUCCUUCCUGUUCUGAUGUAACUGCUGAUAUAGGAAUCUGGACCACUUAUGCUGACAAUCCAGCCAUGGGUGCUGUGCUGGGCAGUAAGAACUUCUACUUUGUGCUCGUGUGGGUUCUUACAUUUGGUUAUUUUAUGUACGAAUUUCUUUAUAGAUUUAUGUACUACCAGUAUCUACUGCAGUUACCUUUUCAUGUGCCAUUCCCAGGUCAAUGUGACUUGUACGGACAGAGCCAAUAUAUUUCUUUCCAAGGAGUCACUUUUAAUUUCCUGAAUCAAUGCACCUACAUCUUGGUGGAGGAACGCUCACCACGUCAUAAUCUGACCAUUGCAGUAGACAACUUUAAUUGUGUACCUGGCCUCCAAGAGUCUUGUGCUAAAGACAUCAUCCUGAGAUAUCAGAGCAAUGUAGCUAAACUCAGUAUUGUCCCGCAUUUUUCUGAAGGACAGGCCACUCUGAACAAUGUGAUCAUACAACCACCAUAUGAAGAGCAUGGAGUGAGAUUUCAGAGUCUCAAACACAAAGUUAUCAUCCAGCUCUCGGAUAUCCGCUCUUAUGUUUCCCUCACCCCAUAUUACAACCUACUGAUCAGUCUGGCUAUGGAAAAUUUCUACAACAACACUGAGGGACAGUGUGGUGUGUGUGGUGGAGCAUUGUGUGUUCGUAAAAGAGGGCAGAUUGAGGAUGACAGCUGUUGUGAUAAGACAGCCUACGACUGGGUGUAUCCAGAUCCUCAGAAGCCAGCCUGUUUUUCUGCACCAAAGAAUGUAUCCUGUCAUGCUGAGCAAGCUUCACUACUCACUAAAAUAAUCGCUACCUGUCUUCCAAGUCCGCUGUGUGAGCUUCUAGAAAACAUAGUCUUUGCAAAUUGCAGCAAGUAUGUGAAUCUAACUCUUCAAAAGAAGAAUUGUAAGUUUGAUUCGUGCUCUAACCCAAAUGCUUCUUGCGCUGCUCUGGAGCAAGCUGCAGAGGAGUGUAGAAAUGCUGGUUUCUGUGUUGACUGGAGAAAACUAACCAAUGGAACCUGUGAUGUGGCAUGUCCAGGCGGACUGGUUUAUAGAGAAUGUUAUGACAAGAUGGAUGACUUCUGCUAUGCAGGACUACGAUAUCCAGGAGACUCACUUAAAAAGAACACAGCAGGUUGUUUCUGUCCCAGCAACUUGCUCAGAGCAGGAACUCACUCAAACAUCUGUGUGGCUGACUGUUCCUUUUGCAAAGGGCCAACCGGAGAGCCUAAACUACCCGGUGAAGUGUGGCAGUCCAAUUGUUACCUUUGUACAUGUAACAACCAGACGCAUACUGAGGAGUGUUUUCCUAAACCUCCUGAACCCGCUCCUGUCUGUGGUCCCAGUGCUGUCUUGGUAAACAGAACUUGCUGUGGUGAUCAGAUUUGUGUCGAGAAGACAUGCAGCUAUAAUGAGCAGACAUACAAGGCAGGGGACAAAUGGACAGAUCCUGCCCAUCCCUGCAAGUCAUUUAGCUGCAGCAAAGAGGGGAUUCAGACUGAGACUAAAGUCUGUCCCAAAGAAAGCUGCCCCGAGGAGGACAGAAUUUGGGAUGACCAACACUGCUGUUAUACAUGUAAAAAGGGCUGUGCUCCCAGGGUGUCCAGCUUCAACAUCACCAUAGAAAACUGCUCCACUGUCAUACAGAUACCUGCAUGCCAGGGACAAUGUUCGUCUCAACUGAGGGUGCUGGUGUUAAAUGGUGACUUGAUGCCACAGCAGGAGCGCAAAUGCUGCGUGGAGCAGAGCUCAGAGAGGAGGUCGAUGACCCUGCACUGCUCAGACCUGACUACCAGACAAUAUGCUUACAAGCACAUCACCAGCUGUGUGUGUGAAUCUUGCAGCAGGAUCUGAAAUGUAGAGCUAGCACAGCCAAGACGAAGCCAUUUGGAAUCAUUAGUUUAAAUAGAUUUCAAAUCAAAUUCAGCAGUACUGGAUGUUUUUCUUCUUUACUUAAAGAAGGUACUGAAUCUGUUUUCUGUCAA